CGCUUGUCUUUUCUGAGCGCAGAGAAAGCCAGAGCGAACGACACAUUGCGGUACUCGUGUGAGAGAGGGAUUAACUCAUACAUGAAAAGCAAUACUGAGCAUGGCGCUCUUCCGACAGCGAUAAUAUGUACAUACAUAUGUAUAUUACAUAUGUGCAGAUUUGCAGUUUUCAAAUACAUAUGUAUAAUAAUUGUAUUCAAAGCCGAAACUACAGUCGCGAUCGCGGACAAAUCCAAUUCGCUUUUCUGCUGAACGAAAGAUUUCUUUUUUCUUGACUGCAUAAACAUUUUCGACGGCUGACGAAUAUACGAUGCGACUCAAGAUAUUUUUGGUGUUUGCCAUCCUAUUGAUGGCUGUGAUGUGGUAGAGUCUCUAGAAGAUAAGGUCACCGGCACCCAUGGCAAGCAGCGCCAACUGAUGAACCGCAUCGAGGCGGUGGAUGACCACAUCCGUAAUUUGGAGCAAAUGGAAUCUCUUCGCACUGCCCUGACCAUCGAAACCUUGAUCCAGGAGCUCCACCAGCAAUCCCAGCUACAGCACAAGCUGAAUCUGGUCAAAGACUCUCACCGUCGACAGCCGCGCCAUGGACCUGGACGAGAUAACUUCCGGCUCGAACCGCUCCCUUGUGGUGACUGGGGCCCGCUUUCGCGUCUGGCACAAGCAUCUCAACCUGGAGGUGCGGUUCAGCUAUUUCCACUUCCCCACUGGACGGCUGGUGGAACCGAAGCGCAACAGCGUCUGGUUGAACAACAGCAACUCGGAGAAAACCAUCGAAAAGCCACGUCAAGUGCUGAUCGUCAAAGAGGCUGAUGUGCCCACUGCCGCAGAUCUGCCCUCGUUGCCGCUGUCCACAUCGAAUCAGUAUAUGAACUUUUUCAGCUCCAGCAAGGUGAAAGACGCGUCCCAGAACACUUUGCCCUUCAUUGAUGUGCAGGAGGUUGUGCCCCAUCCGGCUGUUCCUCUGGCCGGCCUAGGAAUCUUUUACAAGAGUCGUCCUGGUUCCGGAGGCUUCUUUGCCCCCAAGGUUGUUACCUAUGAUUACUCGCAGUAUCUCAGGGAAGUAUCUCUCUCAACAAUCCAAGAUGAUAGUUAUUAACUUGAAAAUUAAUAUAUGACAAUAAAAAUCGCGCCUAAUUUCAAAAA
Molecule: messenger RNA, 1143 nt
Organism: Drosophila miranda
Lineage: Eukaryota; Metazoa; Arthropoda; Insecta; Diptera; Drosophilidae
Exons: 2
Coding region: 584-1096 (170 amino acids)
Source: RefSeq, a predicted model, not a curated record